This is a messenger RNA of Corylus avellana, 673 nucleotides long. NCBI's taxonomy places the organism in Eukaryota, Viridiplantae, Streptophyta, Magnoliopsida, Fagales, Betulaceae. The record is from RefSeq and is a predicted model, not a curated record.
AUCAAUAUUCAAGGUUACGAAUCAUACAUAGAGAUCUAAAACCAAGUAAAAUUCUCUUGGAUAGUGAAAUGAAUUCAAAAAUAUCAAAUUUUGGCAUGGCUCAAAUAGUUGGAGGCAUUGAAACACAGGCAAACGCAAAUCGAAUUGUUGGAACUUAUGGAUACAUGUAUCCCGAAUAUGCUAUACAAGGUUUAUACUCGAUAAAGUCCGAUGUUUUUAGCUUUGGAGUAUUGCUACUGGAGAUUAUAAGUGGCAAAAAGAAUACUAGCUUCUAUAACCAUAGUUCACUUAGUCUUCUUAUAUAUGCUUGGGAGUUGUGGAGAGAUGAUCGAAGUUUGGAGUUGAUCGAUCGAAUAGUAGGGAAUCCUUCUUCCAGUUCUAUUAUGUUGAGAUUCAUUAACAUCAGCCUUCUUUGUGUCCAAGAAAGCCCGAUUGAUCGACCUACCAUGCUUGAUGUAGUCUUAAUGAUUAGCUAUGAGCAUGCACUUCUACCUAGCCCCAAGCAACCAGUGUUUACCUCAUUCCAGAAUAUGAUGGACACAAAUUCAACAGUUGACAAUGCAGACAAUUGCUCAAAGAAUAGCGUAACUAUUUCAACAACGGAAGCCCAAUGACUGAUUCCUAUACCAAAGAAAAUAAAUGUUGUAGAACCAAUAUUUUUGUAUAAUUUGUG